Phasianus colchicus (ring-necked pheasant) is the source of this 1406-nucleotide messenger RNA. Lineage: Eukaryota; Metazoa; Chordata; Aves; Galliformes; Phasianidae. The record is from RefSeq and is a predicted model, not a curated record.
UGUCCUCGAUGUCCCCAUGUCCCCACGCUGUCCCCGAUGUCCCCAUGUCCCCAUGUCCCCAUGUCCCCGUGCCCCCAGGUGGACGAGCUGUUCCUGGAGGAUUUCCACAGCCCGACGUCGGCGCUGUUCCGGGACUUCGACUACGAGCCGAUGGCGGCCGCCAGCCUGGCGCAGGUGCACAGGGCCACGCUGAGGGACGGGACGCCUGUGGCUGUCAAGGUGCAGCACAUCGACCUGCGGGAUCGCUUCGCGGGCGACAUGCGGACGCUGGAGCUGCUGCUGCGCAUCGUGGAGUUCAUGCACCCCAACUUCGGCUUCAGCUGGGUGCUGCAGGACCUCCGCGGGACGCUGGCUCAGGAGCUGGACUUUGAGCACGAGGGGAGGAACGCGGAGCGCUGCGCCCGGGACCUGAAGCACUUCGGCUUCGUCGUGGUGCCGCGGGUGCACUGGGAGCUCUGCAGCAAGCGCGUGCUCACGGCUGACUUCUGUGAUGGCUGCAAAAUCACCAACGUGGAGGGGAUCCGGCAGCAGGGGCUGCACCCACGUGAUGCUGCUGCUAAACUGAUCCGGGUUUUCGCGGAGCAAAUCUUCUACACGGGGUUCAUCCAUGCUGACCCGCAUCCAGGGAACGUGCUGGUUCGCCGCGGCCCCGAUGGCACCGCGCAGUUGGUGCUGUUGGACCACGGCCUCUACGAGACCCUGAGCGAGAGGGAUCGGCGCGCGCUGUGCCAGCUGUGGCGCGCUGUGGUGCUGCGGGAUGACAACGCCAUGAGGAGCCAUUCGGCCGCGCUGGGUGUCAAAGAUUACUUCCUGUUCUGCGAGAUCCUGAUGCAGCGCCCCCUGCAGGGGGGUCAGCUGUCCCUGGGCAACAUCCUGACGCGGGAGAUGGUGUACAUGUGGGGAAUAAUCCCACUUUUGACCCCAUAUUACUUCCUGUUCUGCGAGAUCCUGAUGCAGCGCCCCCUGCGGGGGGAACCCCCAAUAAAGGGAAUGUGGGGGGGGAGACCCCAACCCCAAAUAGAGGGAACGGAGCUGGGGGGGCACAGGAGGCCUCCCCCCGCCCCCCACCUCAUUUUCGUGUCGUGUGUCCGCUCCCCCCCCCUCAAUUUUUGUGUCCCCCCCCCCAACAGCGCAGUGAGGAGUUGGGGGCGCCUCCGUGGGGCUCGGACCCCCGGUUUGGGGGGGCUGCGGGCUGCGUGGGAGAGCCUCAAAUUCGAGGUGGCCCUCAGGUUGGAGGCUCUGAGCACGAAGCUGCUGGCGGCGGCGCUGCGGCUGCUGGCGCGAUGGGGGCGGCUGCCCCAUAGCGAGCGCAUCCAGGCCUAUCUGACAGCGUAGCCCCACAGCGGAGCCCCAUAGCGCCCCACAGCGCCCCAUAGUGCCCCAUAGAGCCCCAUAGCGCCCCACAG